AUAAAUGCACAGGGAGAAUGGGAAGCCUGAGAUAAACAUUGGCGGCCCCGACAACCGUUAGUCCUCGCGGGAAGGUUGUGAGACAACGGGUUGCCUACCCAACUGGUCCAGGUGUCCCUGUUCUGAUAAUUCCCUGAGCCAAGCGUGAACCAUGGCAGAGAAUGCAGAGGCCGAGGAGUCUGGAAUAUCGAUGGUUGAGGUGCUACAGGAGGAGGAAGAGAGGCAGUUAAAUGCUGCAGCUGUCCUAGGAGCUGCUGACGACACCCGCUGCACCUACGACCAGGGUUACAUGAAGAGACAAGCCUUGUAUGCAUGUAUGACCUGCUGCCCUGCUGAUGGAGACCACCAGGCUGGUGUGUGUCUGGCAUGCAGUUACCACUGCCAUGAGGACCAUGAUCUUGUGGAGCUAUACACCAAGAGGAACUUUCGUUGUGAUUGUGGCAAUUCCAAGUUUCCUCAUAAUCCAUGCAAACUAUUGAAGGAGAAACUGCCUGAGAACUCAGAGAACAAGUACAACCAUAAUUUCCGAGGGGUUUACUGCACCUGUAACCGACCUUAUCCUGAUCCUGAGGACCCAAAUGAGGAUGAGAUGAUCCAGUGCUGUCUUUGUGAAGACUGGUACCAUGGGAAGCACCAAGGUGGUAGUGUUCCUCCAGCUGAAGUGUAUGGUGAUAUGAUCUGUACCCAGUGUCUCCCCAAACAUGAGUUCCUUGCUUACUUUGUGGGUCUGGCAGUGACUGUUGUAGAGGAAGAAGAGACAAAAGGUAAAGUUGGCAAUGAAAAUUCUCCCAGUAAGAAUACUCAGGAAGAAGAGUCAAAGACUAAAGUUGGCUCAGAAAAAUCUCCCAGCAAGAAUACUCAGGAAGGAAAGGCAAAGACUACAGUUGACACAGAAGAGUCUUCCAUUAAGACUACUCAGGACGAAGUAAAGAAUGAAGAGAAAAAAGUUUGCUAUCAAAGUGAGAAUAUGACAGAGUCAGAAUGUAAAGAAAAUAUGAAGGAAACUGGUGCUGAAAAAUCUCAGAAAUCAGAGUGUAAGCUGAUCAGCAUGACAAAGCAUGCCUUACCCAAGGGAGCUCUGUUUCUACCAAACUCUUGGAGACAACAGCUCUGUGUUUGUGACAGUUGCAAGGCAACUUAUAAGGAUGAAGGAAUCAUCUUUCUCCUUGAUGAUGAAGAUACUGUCAAUUUCUAUGAAGAAAGUGGCAAGUCUUAUCAGCCAAGUAGCAGUGCACCUGUACAGAGAGAACUGGAGGCCCUCUCCUCUCUUGACCGUGUUGUGCGGACAGAGAUGGUUCAUGAGUACAACAAUCUGAGUUCAUCACUCCGUGAAUACCUUCGCAAGUUUGCUGAGAGCAAAAAGGUGGUGCGGGAUGAAGACAUACGAGAAUUCUUCUCUCAGCUGGCAGCCAACAAAAAACAAAAACCAAACUCAGGGGUGCAGCUGUUUUGCAGAUGAAUUUUCUCAAGGACAUGAUGGACUUGAUGGUGUUAUUAAAAUCAGGAAUAUUUAUGGUGAAGUUGAAAUAACUUCAAUCAAGUAUGUAUUUGUUGUAUGUGCAGUGAGAAUUCAAAAUCAAAUGUUAGUGUUGCUAAACUCAUAAUAGAUUAUUAAUUGCAGUAAGAUCCCUAAUGAAGUUGGAUUUCCAAUGAAGUAUGUACAGUAUUUUAAAAAAAUUACAAAGUUGAUCCGCAGUAAAUGUGAGGCAAAUUUAAAUCUCUUUAGUUGCCCAGAUUGAGCCUUAGACCAAUGAGCCUGAUGCAUUCCGAGUCACUGUACCAUCCAGCUUAUAACUGCUUGUGGUCAGAAUCAGAUGAUUCAGUUGGUAAAGGAACAUUUGUCUUGUGUUUAUUCUUAGCACAAUGUAUAACUUACUUUUAUCAAUGUAUAUUCCAUUCCUUAUUGUUUACUAGGUGAAUUAUAACUUCAUCAAAGGCAAGUUAUAAGAGACACCAAGAAAACUCCUCUAGAACAGAUACCUCUUUUUCUCCAUGCCUUGUAUUAAGAAAAGGCAUUGCUAACUCUCCCCACCCUUUUUCCUCCCUCCAAAAAAACAUGUAAACUCUUCAUAUCUUAUUUUACAGACACUAAUCCUUUGUGGCUGUUGCUGCUAUUUCUUGAUCUAAAGUGGUGGAACAAAGUACAUGACAUACCUAGUUAAUAUAUUGUGGGCUUUUAUCAAGGGAAGCAAGAUGAUUGGCAGUGAGAGCAUUGUCAUUGCAGCAGCUGAAGGCAACAAGCUUUGUAGAUAGUGCUGCAGGAGUAUUUCAUAGGUCAGCAUUUCUAGUGCCAAAGGUGCAUCCAUUUCUGAGAACCCCACACUGCAUUGAAUCUCAAGGGGUUGUUUUCAAAUCAUCACUCAUGUUGUCAUUUUGUAAAAAAGGUAAAUUUCAUUUGGUGGUGGUAUCUCUCUUGGCUCACUAUAUCCAAAUUGCUAGUUUGUGGAGUAUUGUAGACACCUUUUUAUUGUUCAGGUAAGACCUGCAAUAUAGUUGCAGUAUCACCUUGGUGUAUCUCAUCUGCAAAUUUUUGAGAUUUUCUUAUUUGUCAGUCUGUGUGGCUUUUUUUUUUUUUUUAUAUAGCUGACAAGAAUUCUUAUGGAGUAUCUUGCUAGUUAAUUUGCACAUGUUAUUUCAUUAUUGCCUCCGUACUUUCUGCCUAUUUAGCUAUUUGGUGAGAGAACAACAACUGAGUGAAAAUUAAAAGGGCUUUUUCACUUAGAGGUGUGUUAUGGAUAUAGUUAAAAAAAAAGGUGUGUUAUGGAUAUAGUUAAAAAAAAAUGUUAGCAGAGCACCCAACAACCUCAAGGUAUGUGUCUUCCAUUCUCAUUACUUCCUCUUCCACAAGCUUCUUACCAAAAUAUUCCACUCCCAGUGCCAGAUGUGCUCUAGGAUGGAGGGUUUGUUUGCAUUACCAAACUGACAGUAUAGGUGUUAUAACCAGCACUGUUUUUUCUGUAAGUUUCAUAAGCUAUUAUAAGAGGUUUUAUAUUUUUGUAUAUUUUAGUGUACUGUACAUAUUUUUUUCUGGUAAAUAAUAAUUAAAGAACAUUAACAAAAUCAGUUACACUAAUCACCACCACCAGCAGUAAGGGUUAUUUUGAAAUCACUUGUGUCCCUUUCACUUAUGCAGUCCCUGCAUUUGACAACACAGAAAUAGUAAUUAGCUUCAGGGUUAACCAACAUUACUUAUGCCUUAUUAAGCCUUAUGCUAUAUGAAAUUGAAAGCUUUCACUUUAAGCAAUGUAUUUAAUAACCCAGUUUUUCUGUGUUUGUUGAUUUUAUUGUUCACUGCCUCUUCACAAAUUUUUCCCUAUUUUAACCAGAAAAAAAUAGGGUCAUUGAGUCACCCACACAUCCUUCCCUCAUCAAAGUGAAUUGUUUCAUUCUCUUUUUAUUGCUGCUAUCACUACCAAUACAUGGCAUUUCACAUUCCAGUGUGCCGAUAUGAUUUGGAAGUCUAGUACUAGGGGUCUUACUGAAAUAAAUAUUACAUAAAAUUUUAAAGUGGCUAAUAUGUAGCAGUUAACUAGAAUAAAACCUGAACUAUUUUAUAAAAAUGUUUGUUCAGGAUUAUCAGCUUACUUUUCAGUCAUAUUGCAUUGACAAAAAUUAAGAUACUGAUUUUAUUAGUGUUUUGUAUAUAAAUUUGUCAGUUUUAGAUCAGAUUUGUUUUUGGGUCUCACUGAAUAUUUAUUUUCACAAGGAGUAAUAUUCAGAGUGUUUUCUACACACAGUAUCAGUGGUAGCACAAGAACUGCAGCAUCCAAUCAGUGCACAAUGGUAAUUUAGCAUUCUAAAUAUUACAAUAAAAGAUGGAAGAAUUCACA
Molecule: messenger RNA, 3830 nt
Organism: Scylla paramamosain (green mud crab)
Lineage: Eukaryota; Metazoa; Arthropoda; Malacostraca; Decapoda; Portunidae
Product: putative E3 ubiquitin-protein ligase UBR7
Exons: 12
Coding region: 152-1459 (435 amino acids)
Cellular component (GO): cytoplasm
Molecular function (GO): ubiquitin protein ligase activity; zinc ion binding
Source: RefSeq, a predicted model, not a curated record